AUGGAUAUUGAAGCAAUCAUAGCGUGGAUUCUAAAAAACCCUCAGCGAUACCCAGGGAUGCAGUCAAGAUCUCAGCCCCGUUCUAACCCGUCUUUAAAACCUCUUGAGCCAGCUUCCCAAAUGCAAUUGAUCUGGAAAGCCACAGUUGAGUACAUCCAUGAAAAACUGUUACAAGGAAAAGGCGUAAACAUCCCAAACUUUGGAGCUUUCACUUUCAGCAUUGAAACUGAGCUCCCAAGGAUUGGGUCCAUCAAUCCCAAUCUCGGAGACAUAAAUGAGCAGCGACUAGAAAGGCAUCAUCUCCAUAAGAAUUAUCCCAUCUUUGUUCCUGAUGCAUCUCUUCAAUAUGUUUUAUCAAGAUAUCAUGGCAAGAACUUCUUAGAAAAACCUGCAAGUCAAAGCUCGAUUUAUCAGAGAGGCUUCCAAAUGAUUUACUGCAACCCAGUGCCGAUCUCUAUGGCAUGCUAUUUAGAAAAAAAUGUAGUCAGAGACACUCAUAAUGCAAUAUUUAAAGCUAUUAAGGAUCUAGCAAAAUUAGGAAGAACUUUGCAUAUUCCAUUUGAUUUUGCAGUCAUUGCUAUUAGCAAUUUGGCUUUGGAUGCAAGAUUUAGCAAAAGUUUUACGAGGCAGGUAAAUGAGAAAGGGUAUGAAUUCAAGAUGAGAAGGUCUGAUGACCCUUGUGCGACGUUUUGGAAGACGACAACGCAGGCGAAGUGGAGACAGUCUACACUCUCUCAUUUGUGGACAGCUCCAAGUCAAGCAAAAACUCAAAAUAUGAACGAAAAAACACUUGCGCUGAAGAUCAUGAGUUUAGAUUUGGCUAGUACGAUAAGGCCCCAUACGACAGCUAAUUAA
Blepharisma stoltei is the source of this 855-nucleotide messenger RNA. The record is from the annotation of a GenBank genome assembly. NCBI's taxonomy places the organism in Eukaryota, Ciliophora, Heterotrichea, Heterotrichida, Blepharismidae.